Messenger RNA from Adineta steineri, 693 nucleotides. The record is from the annotation of a GenBank genome assembly. Lineage: Eukaryota; Metazoa; Rotifera; Eurotatoria; Adinetida; Adinetidae.
AUGAAUAUCUUUACACAAAUUGCAACACAAUUUCUUAUCAACAAAACUACUCUUAUUGAAUUAUUGAAAACAUUAAAUUUUUCAAAUGAAUUCUUGGAUGAAUUUCGUCAUGAUCGUAUAUCAAUUGAUGAAGAAUCAAUACGUCGUAAAAUACGAUUUAUAUGUGAAUUAAAUAAAGAUGAAUCGUUUCAAGAUUUAUUUUGUCAUGAAGACGGUAUUCAAUUGGUAUUUCAUAUUAAUUUUCAUGAAUAUCGUUGUAUACGUUUUCGUAUUAGUUUCGAUAUUAAAAUUAUUGCACUUAUAUUAAAUAAUCAUCAUCAAACUAUACAAUUUAUGAUUAAUAAUAUUCAAAUAAAAUCACUUAAUCGUCUGUCAAAAGCAUUUCGAUUUUAUUUACAGUCUAGAGCACGAAAUCUGGUUACUGAUGAAAUUGAACGUAUAUUUAAAGAACUAAAUAUUCCUUAUGAUCGAUUAUUUAGUGAUAUAAAACGUCCAUUAACGUAUGAAAUAAAUUUAUCUAAUAUAAAAGAAUUUGAUCAAUUUCGAGAACGAUAUUUAAUUAUUGGUAAUCGUUCUAUUCUUGAUCUAAUACAAAUAACAUAUGUCGAACAUCGUGAGCAAGCUAUUGUAUUAGGUUAUCGUUUACAUCCAGCAUUACAUGAAGAAACAACUAUACAUUUUAUUGAUUGUUAA